AUGUACGAGUCCUCGACCCACGACCCGCCGGAAUCCGACCGUCCCAUAAUCUCCAUCCUAACCGACCUUGAGCAUGCUAUCCGGGCCGACCCGCCCAAGACCCCCACCGAGUCCGGCAGAGUCCACCCCCUCACCCGACUCGUCAUGGACCAGCUGCACCACGCGUGCUUGCAAAUGGGCCCAACCGAGCCAAACAAACUCAACGACGAAAACGACCAGGUCUUAACCAUGGUGUCCAGCGUGAUGGACAUGCUCGACUCUAACCUCGAGGCCCGAUCCAGGCUGUACAAAGACCAAGCGCUCGGUUACAUAUUCAUGAUGAACAACCGCCGCUACAUUCUGCAGCAGGUGAAGGAUUCGGACGGGAUGAAGGCCCUGAUGGAGGACACAUGGUGCAGGAAAAGAUCCUCCGAUUUGAGGCUGUACCAUAAGGAGUACCAGCGGGAGACUUGGGGGAAGCUGCUCGGUUGCCUCAACCCGGACGGGCUCACCUCCCCUGCAAACGGAAAGCCUGUUAAGCCCAUUCUGAAAGAACGUUUGAAGAGUUUUAAUUCAAUGUUCGACGAGAUUCACAAGACGCAGAGCAAUUGGGUCGUGAGCGACGAGCAGCUCCAGUCCGAGCUCAGGGUCGCGAUUUCAAACAUGGUUGUGCCAGCUUAUAGGUCGUUUCUAGGGAGGUUCAGUCAGGUUUUUAAGCCCGGGAGGCAGACACACAAGUACGUUAAGUACCAGGCUGAGGAUAUCGAGGAAUAUAUCGAAGACUUGUUUUGCGGGCAUGAAGGAAAAAAGAAAUCGAAGAAGAAAGAUGGCACCAAGGAUGGUGCAGAGGUUGUGUAG
Messenger RNA from Striga hermonthica, 837 nucleotides. The record is from the annotation of a GenBank genome assembly. Lineage: Eukaryota; Viridiplantae; Streptophyta; Magnoliopsida; Lamiales; Orobanchaceae.